Cololabis saira (Pacific saury) is the source of this 1157-nucleotide messenger RNA. Its product is annotated as gastrula zinc finger protein XlCGF49.1-like. Gene Ontology annotation, molecular function: RNA polymerase II cis-regulatory region sequence-specific DNA binding; DNA-binding transcription factor activity, RNA polymerase II-specific. The transcript has a single exon. The record is from RefSeq and is a predicted model, not a curated record. The coding region runs from base 148 to 861 and encodes 237 amino acids. NCBI's taxonomy places the organism in Eukaryota, Metazoa, Chordata, Actinopteri, Beloniformes, Belonidae. Gene Ontology annotation, biological process: regulation of transcription by RNA polymerase II. Gene Ontology annotation, cellular component: nucleus.
CCACAAGAAAAUGUUUGUAAGGUGGAGGAGGACGGGGUUUUCAGUGACCAGCACCUGGAUAACCUGGAGAGGAGCUGCAGCCCGGACCAGGAGGAACCAGGGCAUCCACAGACUACAGAACUGGAGGAAGACUCCAGCGGUCAGGAGAUGAAGCACGAGGACGUAGAGGUGGAUGUCUCAUUGGUCAAUGUCGCUGAUGUGAAAGUUGAAAAUGGUGAACCAGGACCAAACUGUGGCCAGCUGCUUUUGCACACUUCUCCUGAAGCUCAAAACAAAGAUGAGGAAGGGACUGAAAGUUUACGCUCAGACUCCAGUAAAACUGCAGAUCCGGAGCCAAUGAGACGACACGGUGACCACGAAGAUGCUGCUGUCCCGUCAGACAGCAACUGUAAACCAAAGCUGACCAGGACCCACACGGGGAAGAAGGUAUUUUCUUGCAGCACUUGCAGGAAAGAGUUUAGUAGAAGUUGUAAUUUAAUGGAUCACAUGAAGAUCCACACUGGCGAAAGGCCGUACCUGUGCAACACCUGCGGAAAAUCGUUUAGACACUCAUCACAUCUUAAAAGCCACAUAUACACGCACACAGGCGAGAAGCCCUACAUCUGCAAAACAUGUGGAAAAAGUUACACACAACGUUCCAACCUGGUGAUUCACUCGAGGAUCCACAUCGGCGAAAAGCCGUACCUGUGCAACACCUGCGGAAAAACCUUUACUCAUUUAUCAGCUCUUAAACAGCACAUAACCACGCACACGGGCGAGAAGCCAUAUUUGUGCAAGACGUGCAACAAAGGUUUUAGCCGCAGAUUUGAUUUGCUGAGACACAUGAAAAAUCACCCAGAGGAGAAGUCUGGUGACUCGUGACAAAUGAAGCUCAUGUUGUCGUCCUCCGGGGGCAGCUGUCCACUCCUGUCUGACCCACAGAAGAAGAACCCGCAGAAGUCCAACCACCCCCUCCUGUGGCUGAUGAGCCUAAUCCCCUCCCCACAAGGGUUGCAGGUUCAACCCGGAUUUAUGCUUCUCCGUCAACUUGACGCAGAGGGAACAAUGUGGUUUUUUACUUUCUUUUAAAGUUCUGCAUUGAGUUUUUUGAAUCCCUGUUCCUUCUUAAAAUUAUUAUUUGUUGCUGUUGGUAACUUGCCGUCUCCACGGUGCAAAUA